Penicillium roqueforti is the source of this 564-nucleotide messenger RNA. Its product is annotated as ubiquitin-ribosomal 40S subunit protein eS31 fusion protein. The transcript is spliced from 6 exons. NCBI's taxonomy places the organism in Eukaryota, Fungi, Ascomycota, Eurotiomycetes, Eurotiales, Aspergillaceae. Gene Ontology annotation, biological process: protein ubiquitination; modification-dependent protein catabolic process; translation. Gene Ontology annotation, molecular function: protein tag activity; ubiquitin protein ligase binding; structural constituent of ribosome. The record is from RefSeq and is a predicted model, not a curated record. Gene Ontology annotation, cellular component: ribosome; nucleus; cytoplasm. The coding region runs from base 1 to 564 and encodes 187 amino acids.
AUGCGUAUAAACGUACCUAGAAUCCGUAAGAUUGACACCUCCUCGACCUUGGCUCCAUAUAUAGUUGAGGAAGACACCACUGUCGAGGCCUUCAUCAAGAUGCAGAUCUUCGUCAAGACCCUCACGGGUAAGACUAUCACCCUUGAGGUGGAGUCAUCCGACACCAUUGACAAUGUCAAGUCCAAGAUCCAGGACAAGGAGGGUAUUCCCCCUGACCAACAACGUUUGAUCUUCGCUGGUAAGCAGCUCGAGGACGGCCGCACUCUUUCGGAUUACAACAUCCAGAAGGAGUCGACCCUUCACCUCGUGCUCCGCCUGCGUGGUGGUGGUAAGAAGCGCAAGAAGAAGGUCUACACCACCCCCAAGAAGAUCAAGCACAAGCACAAGAAGACCAAGCUCGCCAUCCUCAAGUACUACAAGGUUGACGGUGAUGGAAAGAUUGAGCGUCUUCGCCGCGAGUGCCCCGCUCCCGAGUGUGGUGCCGGUGUCUUCAUGGCCGCUAUGCACAACCGCCAGUACUGUGGUAAGUGCCACCUCACCUACGUCUUCGACGAGGCCAAAUAA